Molecule: messenger RNA, 2754 nt
Organism: Falco peregrinus (peregrine falcon)
Lineage: Eukaryota; Metazoa; Chordata; Aves; Falconiformes; Falconidae
Product: heat shock factor protein 5-like
Exons: 5
Coding region: 360-1184 (274 amino acids)
Source: RefSeq, a predicted model, not a curated record
UCAACUUUACGGUCAAGGUGUUUUCCCUCCUUACUCCUACACGGCAACCUCGUGCCGAGCCCCCAGCACUUCACCGGCACAAAGAUUAGAUCCGACUCCAGUCCCUUCCACUUGGAUCCAGCAGGGACCACUUGGGUUGCUGCCAGGGCAAGGGGCUUCCCCAGCUUUUCCAGAUAAAGGGGCUGCCUUUCCGGUACUCCAGACGCUUCCAACGGGAGCCACGUACACACUCCAGCCUGCGGCUUCUCUUCCGCCACUUCAGCAAGGGACUCAAAGCGUUGCCGCAUCCAUUGCAAAUUGCAGCAGCUCUGCAUCUUCAGUGCCGUACUCACAAGCCUGCUAUCCAACAGAAUCCUCCAAUGCAGUCAUCUUACGAAGCUGAACUGAUGCCAUCUGACUGGCUAUGUAAUAUAUCUGAAGAAAACAAUAAGGCAGAAGUCGGUCUUGAAGCCAUGUUUCAGGUUGCCGCUGAGGUGCAUUCAUCAUGCGAAGCUGAAAAGGUGGGAGUGGCACCUGUAGAGAGCCAGAAUUCAAUCCUGGAGCUUAAUGGAAAUCAGGCACCGCCUGUUAAUAGUUACGCACCUUCUUCAACUGAGGAAAGCCAGCUGGAACGUCUCACUCCUGUAACUUCAGACACGUCGUUUCUGGUGGCAGCAGAUGGAGCACUGGAUUUGUCUCCAUUGCAGCCUUCUGACAUUCUUUGUGCUGCCGAUACCACUCUGUCUAUAGAAGCUGCUGCUGCUGCUAAAAUACUACAAGAACUUCUGACCACACAGGAAGCAGGUGAAAAACGGAGCAAAGAACCACAUCACCGCGCAGCUGAGCUCUCCCUCAUGUUUUUUCAGGAAGAAUUGUUCAGUCCAGAGCAGGAGAAUAGUAGUGUUAAAAGUGAAUCCAGGACACCGGAGACAGAAGAGAGACAAUUCACUUCAGGAGCUGAGCCUGUGAACGAAUCUGUAGAACAGACAGAUUCAUCUGUAAAAUCUUUCUCCCGGAAAAGACGCAGUUCAGACACAGGCAACUCUCUCGGUGCCCUAGACAUUUACCACCCACUCCCAUGCCGCUGCAGUUGUGUCACUGUGUGUUCUCUCUCAUUCCCUCCAAGAUCUCCAUCUGCUGGUGGAUGUACCUCGGAAGCAGGGGUGCUUUCUGGAGGACGAAAUAAGCGAGUGAGAAGUGGGUGACAAAUGUGCAGCAGCUGCCAGCUGGAUUCCCCUGUCAGACUCCAGCAGCAGUGGAGCUUUGCCCACAACAGCCACUUUGGAUCAUUUCAGCUGUGUUUAAAAAAAAAAAAAAAAUCAAACCAAAAAACCUCCAACAAAACACCAAAGACUACACACAAAAAAGCCCAAAACAAAACAACAAAAAACCAACAACAAAACCAGCCCCACACCACACUUAUUUUUUGCUUUCUUUUUAACUUGGUAGGGUGUUGUUUAGUAGGCCUCUUUCAUUACAUUUUCUACCUGUCAAGUUAUAAAGCACCGAGUGGUCAGAGUAAUUAAUAUGAAGUAAUUCCUUAGCUGUUUGUAUUCUUUAGAUUUGGAAAGUCUGAACUUUACAGGAACCCUUAAACACUUUCUUGAGACACCCUUACUGGGAAGCAAAUGGGUUUUAGUGCUCUGUUAGGAAUCUGUUUCACUUAUUUAUUUAUCUGUUUAACGUUGUUGGGAGCUGCAGUAUGCUCGGCAGAGGUGGUGGUUGGUGCUCUCGCCGUCUUUGCUUGCAGUCGUACCGUGGCCCUUUACUGGGGAUCGUGUAUGAAACAAAAGCAUUGGAAAGUCGCAAGAUUCUGGGUCUGAAUGGGUCAGAGAUUUCAGGAGAGCAGCUAAAGGAAAGAUGAGCUAAUUUUCUAAGUGAUUAACCAGGAAACCUUCUUCCUUCCUGAACCAGCUCUGGUUCACCAGCAAGUGGAUGUAUGUCACAGCUGCUGAUCUUUUACGUUCCUGGGGAAUUCUUCUGGUUUAAUAAUUUCCUUUUGAUGCUAAUGGUAUCUGUAAUGAUAAGUUAUUUAUUAUUCUAGUACUCUGUUCUAAUUAUGUCUUGAAAAUAUUUUUUAAACUUUUAGAGGAAGAUUGUACUUAUGUUGACAGCAGAUCUUAAGUUUUUAAUAGCUAUACAUUUGUGUUCAUGUUAAAAUACUGUUUGAAGGAUAAAGGGGGCACAUCCUCUACUUGUGGUGUUCAGGAGAUCCAUGUGGAAGAGCACCUAAACCAUCCAUGUAAUGGCUUCAUGCGUGUUCAUACGAGCCAGCCCUGAGCCAAACGCACGAGAAGGGAGCAGAGAAGCUGUCAGGACCGCCUCGGCUUGUGUGGCUCCCAGCUGUGGCCGGGACGUGCUAAGGGAGCACCGGGCAGUAAGAUGAACUGAGGCGAAACCUUUCCUUACAGCUUCUGUAAUAAGAUCUUUCUUAACCAGUAGUAACUUCUGUAAUAAGGUGGUUUGUAACAAGAUACUACUUUUUUAAAAUUAACUUUUGUAAUAAGAUGUUUUGUAAUAAGGUAUUUUAAAUAAGUAGCACCUUCUGUAAUAAAGGUGUUUUUACCGAUAGUCUUGUUACCGGGAGCAGGGUGGGAUGUGGUUUCCCGUGUGUGCCCUGUUGUACCCCUGCCCAGGCAGGGUGGGCCUCAGGUGAUCAGGUUCUAGUCUGCCGUUGGAAGCGUAUGUUGUAGUGCCCGACAGAAAUGCGGUUGCUCUGUACGCUGCCGAGGGAAACAUACCCGGGCCCUGCUGUGUACUCAGCGUUCCCUUUUC